GUCUCUUUCUCGUACACUUCUCUACUCAACUUCCGACAACAAAUUCUCCCAACUCCGCUAACUGCAACAAUAAAAAAUGAAGAGAAGAUUCAAAAUCAUUCAAACACAAUUCCCCCUUGGAAUCGUUUGAUCUUCUUCUUCAAAUUCUAAGUUCUUAAAUUUUUAUAACUGCUUCCAAAUUGUUACGAUUUUUUAUGAUGAAUUUACCGAGUGCUAUGGCGUUGGGUGAUUCCUCUUCUUUGUGGUGUUUGGUGCCUAAGUUGACGCAGUCUCCUGUCUCGUUGAAAUUGGAAUUCAGAGGAGGGAUUUUAGGAUUGCCGGCUUCCUCAAUGACUUGCUCUAUUGAGGCUGAGAAGCCGCCGAAUCGAACCACGGAGUUGCAGCCAGUUAACGAUCAGGCGGAUGGGAGUAUUGUUCGGAAAUUGAACAAGGAUAUGGCCUCUUUUCAUAAACCAUUAUCUGUGUCAAAUGUAUCAGCUUAUCCGAAUGAUGAUAAAAAGGUUCGAAUAUCAUUUAAGGGGUUGCCAGGUUCAUACAGUGAAGAUGCAGCACUUAAAGCAUACCCUAAUUGCGAAAGUGUUCCUUGUAAUGAGUUUGAAGAUGCAUUUAAGGCUGUUGAAUUAUGGAUGGCUGAUAAAGCUGUUCUUCCAAUUGAGAACUCAUCAGGUGGGAGCAUCCAUCGCAACUAUGAUUUGCUUCUUCGACACAGGCUACAUAUUGUUGGUGAAGUGCAGUUAGCCACCAAUUUGUGCCUUCUAGCUCUUCCUGGUGUGAGAGCAGAACAGUUGAAACGUGUUCUUAGCCAUCCGCAGGCACUUGCCUUGAGUGAUACUGUCUUGAAUAGGUUGGGUGUUGUCCGAGAAAAUGUAGAUGAUACAGCCGGUGCUGCUCAGUAUGUAGCAUCGAGUAACCUCAGGGAUGCUGGAGUUGUUGCAGGUGCUCGAACUGCAGAAUUGUAUGGUUUAAACAUACUUGCAGAAGGAAUCCAGGAUGAUUUAAGUAAUGUGACUCGUUAUCUGGUACUUACAAGGGAACCAAUCAUUCCAAGAACUGAUAGGCCCUAUAGAACAAGCAUUGUGUUUACUUUGGAUGAAGGGGCUGGAGUCUUGUUCAAAGUCUUGGCGUUGUUUGCACUAAGAGAGAUUAAUUUGACAAAGAUUGAAAGUCGACCACAAAGAAAUCGCCCUUUACGAGUAGUGGAUGACUCUAACAUGGGUACUGCUAAGUACUUUGACUACUUGUUCUAUAUUGAUUUUGAAGCUUCUAUGGCCGAACCACGUGCGCAGCAUGCCUUGGGGCUUUUGCAGGAACAUGCAACGUUUCUUCGGGUACUUGGUUGCUAUCCAAUGGACGUGGCUAGCUAGUUAGCAGCUGCGUUCACGGCAUCCAUGUUCUUCCAUUUCAGUUCAUCUCUCCAUUGUACAGAAUGUGGUUAUGUUCCAAAAUUGACACCUUCCAUGGAAGUCAAAAUGGUAACUUCCAACUUACUAGCAUGUAAUUUGAUCAUAAAGUAAGUAAAAUAAUAAUAAUGUUGACAAUAGUUUCUUUAAAAAAAAUGUUAAUAACAGCAACAAUGUACUCAAGUAUUAUGUAUAUGUAGUGUUACGGUCUACCCCAAGUAAUAUUUCGGCUUCGUGGGUCUUUUUCUUUUC
This is a messenger RNA of Cucumis melo (muskmelon), 1652 nucleotides long. Its product is annotated as arogenate dehydratase/prephenate dehydratase 1, chloroplastic-like. The record is from RefSeq and is a predicted model, not a curated record. The transcript is spliced from 11 exons. Gene Ontology annotation, biological process: L-phenylalanine biosynthetic process. Lineage: Eukaryota; Viridiplantae; Streptophyta; Magnoliopsida; Cucurbitales; Cucurbitaceae. Gene Ontology annotation, molecular function: prephenate dehydratase activity; arogenate dehydratase activity. Gene Ontology annotation, cellular component: cytoplasm; chloroplast. The coding region runs from base 195 to 1364 and encodes 389 amino acids.